Papilio machaon (common yellow swallowtail) is the source of this 1352-nucleotide messenger RNA. It is a transcript of the gene mRpS9, whose product is annotated as 28S ribosomal protein S9, mitochondrial. Gene Ontology annotation, molecular function: RNA binding; structural constituent of ribosome. The record is from RefSeq and is a predicted model, not a curated record. Gene Ontology annotation, cellular component: ribosome; mitochondrial small ribosomal subunit. The transcript has a single exon. NCBI's taxonomy places the organism in Eukaryota, Metazoa, Arthropoda, Insecta, Lepidoptera, Papilionidae. Gene Ontology annotation, biological process: translation. Bases 60 to 1265 code for a protein of 401 amino acids.
CAUUUUUUUAUGUGAAAUAACAACAAUUUUGUUGAAAAUUAUAUUUUCAAUAUGCGAAAAUGUCUCAUGUAAUCAAGACCAGUUUUAAACAGAUUACACCUAUAACGAGGUAUUUUUAUAGUUGUGGAAAAAAUCCCAAUUUACAAAAUAUUCGAUUUUACAGCAAUAAAGUUACUACUACUCACGAUGAUAUUUAUAAGAAUUUUACUGAUUGGGAGACACUAAAUAAAAAGAAGAAAAUCAGUAAGCCCAUGAGAGCAUACCUAGAGAGAGCUAAGGAACAUGACGAAUUCAUGAAAAAACAGCAGUUCGAAUACAACAUUGGGAAAAGACAUCUAGCAAACAUGAUGGGCGAAGACCCUGAAACUUUUACACAAAAAGAUGUCGAUCGAGCUAUCGAGUACUUGUUCCCUAGUGGCAUAUAUGAUCCAGCUGCUCGCCCUUUGAUGAAACCGCCAGAAGAAGUAUUUCCGGCUCGAAAAGCCGCCGAAUUUGAUGAAGCAGGUAGACCACAUCACUUCUUAUUUUAUACUGGCAAACCUAAUUUCUUUAAACUCCUCUAUGAUGCUGCGGAAAAUAUUCAGCUUUUACAACAGUUUGAAGAUAAAGUUAUAAGAAAAAAAGCAACUCCAGAUCCAAAUGGAAAUUUAGAUUUAAAUGCUACCCUUUGGUUAACCAAAGAUCAACUAGAGCAGCUUUUGGUCGAAAAACUUAACGAUCUAGAAUAUGAUAAUUUCAAAUUAGUAAUGGAGAGACUAGUGUCUCUUCCAUAUUCAUACAGAAUUAAAGAUUUCAUUGAAAAAUACAGAAAAUCAUUAUCCUCACAAAAAUUUGCUUUGGAGAUUCCUAAACCAAGUUAUGAUGAUCAAGGCCGGGCAUUUGUUACAACUUAUGAAUGUUUAAGAAAAAAAGCUAGAGGUGAUGUUACCAUUCGUUCACCAGGGACUGGCUUAAUAACCAUAAAUGGAAAAGAUUUAACAUACUUUGAAGACACUCAAUCGAGGGAGCAAGUUAUAUUUCCUUUGAUAUUUACUGGAUUAGAGCAUAAGGUUGAUGUUGAGUGCAAUAUAGAGGGUGGGGGACCUUCAGGACAAGCUGGUGCAAUCAGAUGGGGGAUUGCUUGGGGACUCCGCAGCUUUGUAGACAAAAGUAUGUUGGAGGCAAUGCAGGUGGCAGGCUUGCUGACCAGGGAUCAUCGCAGGCGAGAACGUAAGAAGCCAGGUCAACCUGGUGCCAGAAAGAAGCCAACUUGGAAGAGAAGAUAGGUUUUGUAAAAAAAAUCGCAUCAUAACACCUGAAAAGGCUAUUUCUCUAAAUAUUGAUGUGUUUAGAUAAAGCUUACAAGUAAACAA